UAAGGUUAUGUUGUGGCCCCAAAAUGAUCCACAAAGACAUUUUUAACAUUGUGACUCUAAUCGCUAACGACAAAUACAGCCGAUUUGCGGCCCUAGCUGUAACGAUAUUCUCAGCGUUUGUUACAGUAUUUGUUAGUUCCUUAGCCGGUGUUAUUAUUUACGGAGGCUACAUAUUAGGAUGUUUGGUGUCUUGGUGUUUUUUAAAAUACCAGAUCGUAGCUUCUGCUUAUCUUUCGGGUUUGGUCAGUUUUUGUUAUGGGAGUCAUUCGUCUAGAAAGAAACUGAAGCAGUCAUGCAGCAUUUGUGACGAUUUAUCGUGUAAGAGGCACCAGCAGAAUAAAGCUGUAGCGCCGUGGAAGGAUUUGUACAUUCCCAAAGAACUCAAUUGUGUGAUUGAAACUUUUUAUAAUAAAAUUUUGGAGUCGUUUGUAAUAUCGUGGUACGGGCAAUUUACCUCAGAUGUCGACUUUUUAAAUGAGUUGCGUUAUUGUUUACAAUAUGCCAGUGCAGCUGUUAUCAACCAGUUCCUAAACCUAGACCAUGCAAAUGUAAUAUCUAGAAAACUGCUCCCUUGUGUUGUCAAGCAUAUCGAUGAUUACAUGUACAUGCAACAGAUAAUUAAGUUGAAAAAGACACGACUGAACGAUGUUAUUGUUGAGUACUUGGGCACGAGACUUCAUGCAGCUACAGUGAACAGAAAAUGUGAACUAAAAUACCUCCAACAUUUAUCAUCCUCUCUUAUGCCUCAUAUUUUACCCGACAAGUAUUUAAAAUGCCAGAAUUAUGUAGUUUUAAUUCGUGAAAUAUUAGCAGGGUGGGUUCUGUUACCCUUAAUGGAUGUCCUCGCUGACCCAAACAUAAUAAAUUCCCUCGUAAUACUCGCAGCGACAUAUCGCUCAAAUCAAACAAGACAUAAACAAAGCUCGGAAAAAGUGAUAUUUUUGGAGAACUUUAUCGCAAAUAACCAGCAGAAAUCGUCAUUCGCAACUGACUUAAACACAAUUAAAGGAAACACAGAGUUGUUAUACGCCUUUGUGCAGUUUUUGAAACGGGAGGAACAUGUACAUCUGUUGCAAUUUUGUUUGGACGUUGAUGAAUUUAACAAUAAGUUGCUCACUCCGGACCUGACGAAAAAACAACUUGAAGAGUUACAUUCUGAGGCCUUGACUCUGUAUAAAGAGUAUUUGAACAAAAACACGAUCAACUUUAUUGGCUGUUCUGAUGAAAUUAUUGAUAAUUAUUAUUCGCUCCUCAAAGAUGGGGUGUACAACGUGGCUAAAUUACGAACCUCCAAACCAUUAUAUCAGGCAUAUGAACACACGUUCAAUGUCCUGGAAAAGGUGUGGUGUCCGUCGUUUUUUCACAGUAAUGAGUUUUAUAGUUACAUUUGCGGUGCGAAAGUCACAGCUGCUUACAAUAAGGGGGCUGCCUCUAGAUCUCUAGUUAACUUUGGCUCACCAUUAAAGUCUCGGAGGAAAUACUACGAAACACCAAGUCAAGGCACUGUUGCUAAAAUCAGUAGUGGUAUUGGUAAACUAAGAGGGGCUUUGAAGGUGGCCCAGCCGAUAGAAGGCGCCAUACAUCCUCCCGAAGCCCAAGGGAUUGAAAAUGGGGCUGUGGAGGACAUUAUUAUUUCUGAAUGCGGAAAUAUUUUUCGUGAUUUGAGUUCUUGGCGAGUCUCGAUUUUGUCAUAUCAGACAAAUAACAAAGUUGUGAGUUUUUGUAUAAAUGUGCAAAGACUGGAUGUUGUUGAAGAUGUUACUAAACGACACUGGAUUGUUUUAAGAAAAGAUCAGGACUUUUACACGCUUAAAGCAAAGCUUGUUGAAUUUCACGGAGAGAAUGAAAUUUCGGAUACUCCACUUCCUUCCAGAAAGGCUGGGAGUUCUAUCGAAGUCCGAAUGAAAAAAUAUGAGGAAUUUCUCACCAAACUCCUCCAGAAACCUUUGCUAAGGGGGAGCGAUUUGUUAUUUUCGUUUCUAACAGCGGAAGAAGACUUCACAGUUUUGAUAGCAACAAGUACGCAAAAUGCCCAGGAUUUUGGAAAUAUUUACCAAUCAGUUGCUCACAAAUUAAGGAAAGAAAAGGGACAACAUUUAGACCCUUUCAUGGGCACGUUUUUAUUGUCAACGGGAAAAACAAAGUCUGGAAAAUUUGAAUGGGCAGAAAUUGGUGAUGAAGUGAGCACCAAAAUGAUUGAAAAAACGACACCAAUGCCUAAAACAUUCAGAAAUCAUGUUUUCAAUGACAAUUUCGGCACCACUUUUAAAGAUCUCAAAGAGUCUUGUAACACUUCGUUUAAUCCAAUUGGAAUGAUCCAGUGUAUUUUCUAUUUGUUAAAGUAUGUUUUUAAAUUGCCACAUUAUUUAUUAAGAUUAUAUGCCGCCAUAUGUAGCGUGGCACAAGAAGCAGUUGAGGCAUUUUCCAGUGCUUAUAUUGAACGGAGAUUGAAGCAUAGUUUGUCGCCCUCAAACUUGACAUAUUUGGUACAGUUACUGGAAGACGUAAUUUUUCAUUCUCGAACUUCACCCACCAAAGAAGAAUUAAUUGAAAGGCGUAACCGGGCUUUUGCACUGUUAAAUAAUGCCAUACCGUCAUAUUUAGAAUGCAUCGUUGGCAAGGAUGUCAAUGAAGGCUUAAAAAUGUUGCUUGAAAUAUUGCAACAUCCACAUUACAACAAACAUCUUGCGUAUAAUCUUUUGGAUUUGAUAUUGUGCGAAAUGUAUCUCACUCUGCAAAAUACUGGAACACAGUGAUUUUAACUUGUUCAUUUAUGUUAUAUGAUGUGAUUAUUUCUGUGAUUAAAUUAAAUUUUUAAAACAA
This is a messenger RNA of Tribolium castaneum (red flour beetle), 2823 nucleotides long. Its product is annotated as sorting nexin-14. Gene Ontology annotation, cellular component: late endosome. NCBI's taxonomy places the organism in Eukaryota, Metazoa, Arthropoda, Insecta, Coleoptera, Tenebrionidae. Gene Ontology annotation, molecular function: phosphatidylinositol binding. Gene Ontology annotation, biological process: autophagosome maturation. The record is from RefSeq and is a predicted model, not a curated record. Bases 24 to 2756 code for a protein of 910 amino acids. The transcript is spliced from 11 exons.